AUGCAUUUGAGGAUCCUUCGUUUAUUGGCCGUUGGCCUUGCUUGUAUUGAUGUUGCGGUUGCGGGCCCUUGCAAGCCUCGUUCUUCAGUAUCUGAGUCUUCCGUUGCGACAACAGUGUCAACAUCUGGUUUUGACCUAUCUUCCGACACCUCGGCCACCUUUGCCAGCACGACGACCGAAGCAGUCACCUCUGCUGACACAGUAACUGAUGUAACCACUGAGGUGACUUCAGCCGUAACUGAAAUAGAGACUGCAAGUAGCGAGGCAACUGUUUCCGGCGAUACAACCACCGAGGCUACCACCUUGGCUACAUCAACCGCAACCACUGAAGCAGCUUCUACCACUGCAGCUGCCACUACCACCGCUGUUCCCAUGUUCCGACUGAUUCCGGAGAGCAGUAAUUACCAAGGCCAACCCCUUCUAUCAAAUCGAGUUCAUUUCGCUCCUCUCCUCUUCAACAGUGCCCAAGGCUAUACCGAUGCUUACUUCACCAUCGACGCCACCACCGGCCGCUUGUUACUUGACGGCACUCUGCCUAUCUGCGGCUACUUCCCCGGCGAUGGCACCAGCGCUUUCAUCGUAUGCGAUGCCACCAAUAUGCCGGACCAGGAGCAGUACCUCACUUGCGAGACACCUACACCGGGCAGCCGCUUAGAAUGCACUGUGCCUGAGGUGCAGUGCAGCAUGUCUUCUGGAUGUACUGCCACUGGCACUCUCUGGGGCACUACAUACAUUGGCCCCUCGGGUGGUGAACUCGGGAUGAAGGCGCUUAUCGGCCCUUCAUCAAUGCCAGGAUACGUUCCUGUGCCCUUGUUCGUUACGUUUGAUUCGGAUUAG
Molecule: messenger RNA, 837 nt
Organism: Fusarium mangiferae
Lineage: Eukaryota; Fungi; Ascomycota; Sordariomycetes; Hypocreales; Nectriaceae
Exons: 2
Coding region: 1-837 (278 amino acids)
Source: RefSeq, a predicted model, not a curated record